Microdochium trichocladiopsis is the source of this 3393-nucleotide messenger RNA. RefSeq lists its product as uncharacterized. The record is from RefSeq and is a predicted model, not a curated record. NCBI's taxonomy places the organism in Eukaryota, Fungi, Ascomycota, Sordariomycetes, Xylariales, Microdochiaceae. The coding region runs from base 1 to 3393 and encodes 1130 amino acids. Gene Ontology annotation, molecular function: sterol binding; sterol transfer activity. Gene Ontology annotation, cellular component: endoplasmic reticulum-plasma membrane contact site; endoplasmic reticulum membrane; cortical endoplasmic reticulum. The transcript has 4 exons. Gene Ontology annotation, biological process: intracellular sterol transport.
AUGGACGCCGCAAGCCUCAGCGGCUCCAGCAGCACCAGCAAAAUCAGCAAACUGCUCCCUAAAAAGCUCGCAGUCCACCGCCGCCUCAGGAACCACCCGUCCGGCGAGAGCCUCGACUCGGCCGCCAGCAGCGACGACGGCCCGCGUGGCAGGAGUCCCUCCAGCCGCGAACUCCCAGCAGGCAAAGGCUCCUUCUCCACGUCCCAUGGCAGCGAGCCGAGCCUGAUCGAAGACGACAACAGCAUUGACGGGGACGACGCAGAGGCCGCCAUCUCGCCAUUCGGCUACGAGGGCGACGAAGCAGUGUCAGGGCGUCGAUCCUCUGUGCGACCCACUGUCCCGUCCACGCACCCGUCUCAAAUCGGCCAUCUGACGACAUCAUCUCCCUUCAUCCAAGACCAACACCUCUCGGAGAUCCAGACUCUCGAUCACGGCGACAGCUCGGACGCAAGCAUCGCCAGCAGCGACAUUGCACCAAGCACAGACCGUGCCCAGGCGGUCACGCCUCCGGAGCACCAUGCGGACGAGCCAGUAGAAGCACCACCUGCCAAACAGUCGUUGCGCCCCUUUCGGCCUCAGCCAUCCAUCGACACAUCUGCGCCGCCCCGGACGCCACCACAGGCCGAGACAUUUCCCCCCGAGAUUGUCAACACCCCGCCGACGCCGACAGACUCUCGUCACAAUAGCGUGUCCUCAUCCCCAGCCUCGUCUCGCAUCGCCCAGCUCCCCAAUGUCGUUGUCUCGCAUUCUGGUAAUAUGAUCUCACACAGGCGAGCGCGAGCAGGUUCAGCGGCAAGCAUCGGCCCCAGCAAACUUUCAAACAUCACAGCAGCACCUCUUACACCGACUCCAGAGAACGUUGGUCCUCCGACUCCAGGCGCCGGGUUCUUCUCUUCAGUCUUCUCCGCCGCGCAGAACGCUGCCAACACCCUCACAAACACCAUCAACACGGGCAUCAGCCCCAACACCCCCAAAGGCAAAUCGGCCAGUUCGACCAAGCUUGACGACCAAUCCAAAGACGACAGGGUGGAAGUCGUGCCAUCGGCAGCACAGGCAAAGUCCGGCAACAUGGGCGGCAAAGAGCUUGCCGUCAAGACCCUUGGGUCGGGUGGUCUGAGCCUGGAGCAGCUUGGCAUCGCUGACCACGGCAGUGCCUCUCCUACACCAACCAUGUCGAGAUUUCCCGAAAAGCCCGCCGAGUCCAGAUUACGGUCCGAGUCGGCUCCUGUCGACGUUUCUAGCGAAGUUCAGGCAAGCAACCAGCUGGAAGAGCCAAGCUUGAUGCGACCCAGUUCGCUGGCUGGAUCAGUCACGCCGCCAACGAGCCUGUAUGAGGGCAAGUCAAAUAUCCAGAGGAGCAGCAGUAUACGCAGCGCCAUUAGUCGACGUCGGAAAAGAGGCAGUACUGGUGGUACGGCAACCACAUCGGCCACGGGCAACACUAUUGGUGCAGCUAUCGUUGCGGCGAACGCCUCUAUCACCAAUCCGCAAGCAGGCGGCGGUGCUCCGAAAUUCACCGGGUUCGCGGUGGCCAGCAAGAAACGCAACCGCGAUUUCCAUGGCCUCUUCAAGAGCGUCCCCGAUGACGACUACCUGAUCGAGGACUACAGCUGUGCCCUGCAGCGAGAGAUCUUGGCCCACGGUCGGCUUUAUGUAUCUGAAGGCCACUUGUGCUUCAGUAGCAAUAUCCUGGGAUGGUCAACCACGUUGGUGAUGAGUUUCGAUGAGAUUGUAUCCGUUGAGAAGCGAAGCACGGCGCUGGUCUUCAAGAACGGUCUGAUGAUCUCGACGCUCCACGCCAAGCAUGUCUUUGCCAGUUUCACCAGUCGUGACUCUACGUACGAUCUCAUAGUCAACAUCUGGAAGCUGGGUCAUCCCACGCUUCGUAGUACGCUCAACGGCGUCUCCCUCGGCGAUGAGACGGGCGGCGACAAGACUGAGAAGAUCGACGCCGAUGAGAUCGCAGCAGAGGCGAACAGUGGCUCGGGAACAGACGACGAAGAAGAAGACGACUCCGAUGAUGGAGAGGACAUAUACGAUGAGGACGAAGAUGAGGAUGACGUGCCACAGGCGACGCAGACGACGGAACUGAGUUCGGCGGACACAGAUGCAGAGAAGAUUACGACGAGAAAGGUUUCUGGGGCUGUACCCGGAGGCAUGUCUGCGGAAAAGGCAGACGGUGCGCCAGCACCUUCGGCCGCCGCGACCUUCCCUGGCCCUACUACGCAUGCGCCUACAGAGUGCAGCGAGGCCGAUACACAUUUCGAGGUCGCUCUCGCGGACGACGUCAUUCCUGCGCCUCUUGGACAGAUUUAUGACUUCAUGUUUGGGCCGACGUCUGUCACCUGGAUGGCGAAGUGGUUGACAGGCGAACAGAAAUGCACAGAUCUCCAGAUGGAAGACAAGAAAGGCCUGACCAACGACAACAAAACAAGACACUACACCUACAUCAAGCCACUGUACGCGCCGAUAGGCCCCAAGCAGACCAAGUGUCUCGUCGACGAAACAGUGGAGGCGCUCGAUCUCGAGAAGAGCGUCAGCGUUCUCGUGGCCGUGCAGAAUCCUGACGUGCCCAGUGGUAACGUCUUCAGUGUCAAGACAAAAUAUUGUCUAACAUGGGCCGAGAACAACUCUACCCGCGUCAAUGUCAACUGCACCAUUGAAUGGACAGGAAAGAGUUGGCUCAAAGGCCCUAUUGAGAAAGGCGCGAAAGACGGACAGAUGCAAUAUUGCAAAGACCUCUUUGCAGCGCUCAAAUCCGCAGUGUCGUCUCGCAGCCGUGCUACUGGUGGGAAUGGCGCAACCGGUAAGGGCAAGAAGAAGAAGGGCAAGAGCAAGCAGUCGGAUGCGUCAAAUGAGAACCAAAAGGUGUCUGAAAGACAAGCCUCGAAGGCCUCGGACUGGGGUAUAUUCGAACCACUCCACGGCCUCCUUGGCCCGGUUGGCGACAUUGUUAAACCAGUAUUCACGGGCAACGUGGUCUACGGGCUGUUCGUUGGUUUGCUUGUGGCGUCAUUCUUUGGGUUUGGUCUGCGGCCGGCUGGACCAGGCUACGGUCGCAGUCUGGGCUUCAUGAGCCAUGCCGAGCGGCAAAUCGCCUACGAUCAAGCUUGGAGAAACGAGGAGGGUGAUUUGUGGGAUUGGCUCGAGGAUCGUGUCGGCCACCACCGACUAAGCUCUGAUGCCGUGCCUGUACAAAUGCGAGUGGUUGAGCCGCAGGCUGUUGAGGAGAAGCUGCGGCAAGAGCGGAUGAACGAGAAGGAGAUGGCCGAAGCCAUCCGGGUCACGGAGGAGAAGCUCAAGAUCCUGAAGUCGGUCAUGGAUCAGAGGAGCAAAGCCGCCGGGUCGUCGACAUUACGUGGGCGGCCUACGGAGCGGGUACCUGAGCUGUGA